AUGGCCAGGAAGGCCAGGUUUCGCAAAGAAGCAGUUGCCUUUAGUGUUGUCUUCACCUUGGUGGUCUUCUUCCUGCUCCCAAGGCAACGAAUCCUCAGCCAACCACUCCUGGAGACGUCGAAGGAGGAGCUCCAUCCGAUCCAGCUGCUGCAUCAAGAGGCCAUUAGUGAUUUCGAGGCACUUCUAUCUCAACAAUCACAGAGUCCAGAUGAGGCCGCCGCCGAGUAUGAAGAACGGUAUGGCAAGCCGCCACCACCAGGCUUCAAGGAAUGGGUCAAGUACGCCUUGCGGCAGCGCUCACCGAUAAUCGAUGAAUUCGAUACCAUCUUCGACAAUGUGGAGCUUUUUCACCAGUAUACUCCAGAGAGGUUGGAGCACCUGAUGGAGGAGGCAACCAAAGGCGAUAAUGUGGCCGCAACGCUGUGUUCAUACACCAAGGCCGACGGAUUUCAGGGCUGCGACUACUUUGGUUACACCCUGGACUGGAUAUUUGGAGACGCGAAAAAGCGCCUUCCAGAUGUCAAAGUCCCGGUCAAUGUUCUAGACGAGCCAUCCGUGCUGCUGAUGAAUGAUGCGAAUGAUGACAUGGCUUCUGUGUGGCCGAACCUAGCUCAUCAGAGAAUCGUGGAGCAAGUCGCAGAAGCCUGUAUGGUCCGAGGAGAAACCACGGUAGACAGGCUCUUGGUCGACAGUGUCAACACAUUCGGUUUGCCUUUCGUCCAAAGUGUCGAGGAGGAGAAGGAUCUGUGUCUCCACCCGGAAUACAAGGACUACCACGGAUUCUUGAACUCUCCCACCAAUUUCCGACAACUCGGCACGGCCAUACCUCUAUUAUCAAGAGCAGCUCCCUAUCCCUUUGCCGACGUCCUCAUGCCAUCCCCUUAUUACGCCUUCCCUUACAAUCUUUACAACGGGAUACUUGACAAACCAUGGCACGAAAAGAAAAAUGCCGUCUUCUGGCACGGGUCGACGACCGGUGGCCACUGGCACAAAGACACCCAAUGGCGGCAGGGUCACCGCCAGCGGCUCGCGAUCCUGGUCAACAUGCACACCAGGGGCCAAAACUACACGUACCUGCAGCCGACGAACAAAACAGGGCCAGCCAGCGACCCCUGGCGGGCGUUCAGCACGCCCGAGAUCAACCGCACGCUGUAUGACGUGCACAUCUCAGCGGCGAUGCAGUGUGACGACGACGAAUGCGACCAGCAGACCAAGUUCUUCCGGAUCAACGAGCACAGCGACCAGGGGCCGACGCAGCCGUACGAGUACCGGUUCGCGUUCGACAUCGACGGCAACAGCUACAGCGGGCGCUUCCACAAGCACCUGGCGGGCCACACGACGCCGCUCAAGAUGAGCAUCUUCAAGGAGUGGCACGACGAGCGCCUCAUCCCCUGGCUGCACUACGUGCCCGUCAGCCAGAGCAUGGAGGAGCUGCCCGAGCUGAUGCGCUUCCUUGCCACCACCGACGAGGGCCAGGAGAUCGCCUUCCGUAUCGCGGAGGAGGGCAGGAAGUGGUACCACCGCGCGCUCACGCCGGUGCACCAGGGGCUAUAUUUGUAUAGGUUGUUUUUGGAGUUGGCGUGGCUUUUAGAUCCGGAGCGGCCUGUGGGGUAG
Molecule: messenger RNA, 1614 nt
Organism: Diaporthe amygdali
Lineage: Eukaryota; Fungi; Ascomycota; Sordariomycetes; Diaporthales; Diaporthaceae
Exons: 1
Coding region: 1-1614 (537 amino acids)
Source: RefSeq, a predicted model, not a curated record